Molecule: messenger RNA, 3714 nt
Organism: Brienomyrus brachyistius
Lineage: Eukaryota; Metazoa; Chordata; Actinopteri; Osteoglossiformes; Mormyridae
Gene: ccdc80
Product: coiled-coil domain containing 80
Exons: 7
Coding region: 634-3300 (888 amino acids)
Source: RefSeq, a predicted model, not a curated record
GGUAGAGGGGAUCACCAUCACUUUCUGGGAUUUUCUUCGCUCCCAGACGUAUAUAAAGUCUCUCGUGCCUCUCCUCCGGAAACAAAACCAUCUGUUUGUACUUCUCGGAGAUGGACCCGGCGAUCAGACAUAGAUAAUCGGAAAGGGCUCGGGUUGUAAGGGUACUUGUCAGCCAGUUUGACAAGCAGCUCCGGCAUUUAGAGCCCAAGCAUGGCGUUUGGCUGAAAGCGUUUGCCGGCGCACAAGAAGGACGCUGCUGGGAAAAACUCGGAAAUCUGAAGUUUUGCGUGACAUUUAAACUCGGCUUGUGUGUUAAUAUUUUGUAUUAUGUAUAAAAAGCGAACGACGCAGCCGAGCUCCGAGAUACAUUUAAUUGCAGGAUUUUUCGCAAGAUUUAUUUUAAAGAACUUUUGUUUCUAAUUGACUUACUUGGAUGUUAAAUAAUAAUUUUGCGCCUGCCUGUCAGAUUGUAAUCAAAAGAAUCGGAUUAAUUCUGCUUUGCGGUGAACUCUGAAGACAUCGCCCUAGCGCAAGCUGUUUAAAAAGGGGGAUUGCUGGAAGUUGCCCAAACCUAUGUUCCGCACUUUGACUAUAUAUCUGCUGCAGUGGGUUUUCCUUUGACGGAGCCUGGACAUGAAGCGGACGCUGGUGCUCAGCCUGUGCCUGCUGUGCUGUGCUUUAUGUCGGCUGGCAGAUGCUUCUCAGCCGGCUAACGGACGCACGCAUCACAGGCGGCUGCGGUUUUCUACUUCGAGACUUAACAAUACACGUUCCCGGAGCCUGGCUCUGCGGAGUGAUGCUCCCUCUAUGUCCGUUUCUUCCUCGCUGGAGAACCGCAAGAAACUCAAUCAAAUGCAAGCAGACGAGAGAAGCGCGCAGCCUGGCAGAAGGCAACCUGGUCGUAAUCAGCCGAGCCCUGGACCUUUUGCUAUGGUCCAGGAUGAUGGCGUUCGUACUAGGCAGACGCGCAUGCCAAGCGGGGCCGGUUCCCCAAAUCUCCUGGCGAGCUUUGCUGGAAAAAGCCGCCUGCUGGUCAUCUCUGCCCCACACGAGUCUGAUGGAUAUUAUCGGCUGAUGAUGAGCCUGCUGAAGCCAGAUGUGUACUGCGAGCUGGCAGAAAGGCACGUGCAUCAGAUUGUGAUGUUCCACCAGGAGGGAGAGAUGGGCGGCAAGGUGAGGCGCAUCACCAACGAGGGCAAGAUUCUGGAGGAGCCCCUGGACACUGCACUCAUCCCCAGGCUGAUGAACUUCCUCAAGCUGGAGAAGGGCAAGUUUGGGAUGGUGCUGCUGCGGAAGACACUGCAGGUGGAGGAGCGGUACCCCUACCCAGUGCGACUGGAGGCCAUGUAUGAGGUGAUCGACCAGACACCCAUGCGCAAGUUUGAGAAGGUCCGGCAGAAGGGCUUUGUGCAGAAGUGCAGGGCGGCUGGCGUGGAGGGCCAGGUGGUGGAAGGUGCUGGAAUGGGAGCCUCCAGUGUGGACCCACAGCCGAAAACACCUGUAGGGAAGAGACUUCAGAAGGAGUGGAAGCCUAUCAAGAAGCCUGUCCCCCCCUCCUCGGCCCCAACAACUACAAGCACCAAGCCACCUAAAACCACCCCCGCCACUACCACAAUAACAACAACGACAUCGACAACAACGACAUCGACAACAACAACGACAACAAAGCCAACAACUACUACUGUUCGCCCAUUGCGGUCAACGACCACUACCCUUCCCCCCACCACUCAGAAGCCCACUAAAGCCCUGACAACACCCUACUGGAUGCUUCGACCUACCACCACAACGGAAUACUACAACCCCCCAACCAGGGACCACCACAGGGGUAAUAACCACCCUAAAGCAACACCAUACCCCACUUCGAACUUGGGUUACUUCACCAAGGCCCCCCCGGGUAGGUAUGGAGACAACCGAACAGACAAAGACAACAGGAGCCCCAAAGAGACGGCCAUCGAGCCAAUAGACCACAAGCCUAACAAACGCAAGUCCAAGGAGAAGGAAAUGAGCAGCAAGUAUGAUGGGAAGUUUAAUGCGGGAAGGUCCACCGCCGACAAUCCGGAGGAGGCGGAAGCUGUGCCAAGCAAGAAAGGAAAAGGCAGGCAUGACAGGAUGGAAAAAAGGAAGAAGAAGGAAGAGAAAGGCCACAGGGCGGGCAAGAGGGACAAAUCGGAAAAGCGUAUCAAGAGCGGUAAGGAGGGCAAGGGGCAGAAUCAGGACAGAAAGUUUGGGAAAAAGGCAGCGAGGACUCAGGAUAAAGACGACUUCCAAAAGCCUUCAAAGAAGACAGUGCCUCCCAAGGGAACUUUGUCCCACUUCCUGGAUUAUUUUGAAAGCACGCGACGGCUCAUCGUCAUCACUACGCCCCACGACGAGCACAAAAUGUACACGCAGCAGAGGGAUGAAUACCUGGAGAACGUGUGUGAGAUGGCUGUCCGGAGAGUUUCCAUCAUUACCAUCUUUGGCACUCUGACUAACAGCACCAUGAAAAUCGACCAUUAUCAGCUGGAGCACGACAGGCCGAUGAAGGGACUUGCUCAAGACGACCUCGUAAACCAGGACCUCAUUAUCGAUCUGCGGAAGGAGUUCGGGAUGACGCACGAUGGCUUCUUUAUGGUUCUCACUGACUUUGACAUGAAGGUGAAGCAAUUCUACCAGGCGCCCAUCAGCAUGAAGGCCGUGCUUGAUUACAUCGACUCGUUUACGUCGCGCGUCAAAGAAAUGGAACAGCAAAAGAGGGAAGGUGUGACGUGCAAGAAGGAGGACAAGCCCAGAUCUUUGGAGAAUUUCCUGUCAAGGUUCCGCUGGAGACGACGGCUGUUCGUUAUCUCCGCGCCCAACGAUGAGGAAUGGGCCUAUCAACAGCAGCUGUAUGCCCUAAACAGCCAGGCAUGCAACCUGGGACUCCGCCAUGUGUCCAUUCUGAAGCUGCUGGGCGUAGAUCCUCUGGACAUGGGUGGCGUUCUGGAGCUCUACCCCAUUAACGGAAGUGCAACCGUGGAGCGCGAGGGGCUGUCUGCCUCCCUGGUGAAGGACAUCAGGAACUACUUCCAGAUAAGCCCUGAAUACUUCUCCAUGCUCUUGGUGGGGAAGGACGGCAACGUGAAGUCCUGGUACCCCUCUCCGAUGUGGUCCAUGGCCAUCAUCUACGACCUGAUCGACUCUAUGCAGUUGCGGAGACAGGAGAUGGCCAUACAGCAGUCUCUGGGCAUGCGCUGCCCCGAAGAUGAGUACGGUGGCUAUGGCUACCAUCAGCAUGGCUACCAAUAUGGCUACCAGCAGGGCUACCAGGAGGGCUACUAGGAGGGCUAUGGUUACUAAGCAAAGCAGUGCAACCGCUCACCACAAUACAUUCAUGUAUAUUUUCACUGAAGACAUGUACAGGGAUGAAGUGCCUCUUCUUAACUGUUAUUUUAAGCAGCUCCACCCAGCAGUCAAAUGUUUGAAUGACACAUUUCACACUUGCACCUAAACAGAGGGCUAUUUUGGCAUGUAGGGGUGUUUUUACUGUAGAUAAGGAAACUUGUAUAGAUAUCUUUUUUUAAUCUCAUUUGUAUUUAUUGGAUAUCUGCUCAAUUUAAGACGUAGAAUUUAGUAAUCAUAUCUCACAUUGUUGAGAAUAAACAUCAAAGAUGCUCUUAUUUUUUGAAGACUGCUUUUACUGGUCGUUAUUUAUAUUCAGCUGGGCUAUAAGAGAAAUAAAGUAUAUUGAACUUU